AGAGAGAGAGUGUGUGUGUGUGUGUAUCUGAUUCUGGGGCUGGAGGAACCCAGCUCUUGGGAACCUAGGUUCUGCAGGAUAGCUCCAUUGGGAGGGGACUUGCAGCAGGGAGAAGUAGAGCUCCAUAUGAAAACACAUGUGACACAAGCAGCACAUUGAUAGAAUUACAGAACCCACCCCCAGAAGAGUAACCCUAAUAAAUGAGGGUACCCCAAAAUAACAGGCAAAUCUGGUAACAACAGGAGGUGCCUAUAUAAAGCCUAGGAGCUAUGAGCAGCAAGGGGUCUGUAAGGAAAUCGUCUACAGCAGCAGUGUAUUAUCGCCUAGGCCAACAAGCCUAGGCCUAGGGUGGCAAAUUUGCAGGGCUGGCAAAUUUGCUCACGCCCCCUCCCCAACUCCGCCCCUUCCCCAAAUCCCUGGCCCUCCUCCUUCCCCAGACGUCUCGUGCUUCCCUCCUUCCACCUCCUUCCCAGGCUUGCUGUAUGAAAGUGCUGGGAUGGAGGGAGAGAGGGAGAAGCGAGUAGCGGCCCUCGGAGGAGGCGGAGCAGAGGUGAGCUGAGGCCCGUGGGUGCAGGGAGUAAACCGGGGGGGCUGGGAACUGCUCCCCGCCCCAGCUCACCUCUGCUCUACCUCUGCUAUCCCCCGAGUGUGCCGCAACUCCCCUUCUCCCCCUCCCUCCUAGGCUUGCAGUGCAAAAGCGCUGGGAAAGAGGGAGAAGUGACUAGCAGCAUGCUCGGGGGAUAGCGGAGGUGACCUGGGGCUGGCAGACAUGGGGAGUAACUCUUCGGGGGGGGCAGGGAACCGCUCCCUGCCUCAGCUCACCAUCACUUAACCUCCGUCAUCCCCCAAGUGUGCCACAACUCUCCUUCUCCCCUUUCACUCCCAGGCUUGCCACAGGGGAGCGGAAGUGAUCUGGUGCGGGACGAGGGUGGGGAUGGCAAUUUUUUGAGGGCCUAGAGGAGGCAAAUUUGUUAAUCUGCCACUGGUCUACAGUCACUCCUUGGGAGAUGGGAGCUCAGGCUCACAAACCCAGAAAGGGGGAAGCCAGAUAAACAGGAAGAAGCCCAUGGAAACAGCAGCAAGGACUGUACAGACCUUGGCUGCUUGUUAGAGGGUCCCUGGGCUGGAGCCCAGUGUAGAGGGCAGGCCUGAGUUCCCCAACCGGCCACUGGGAAGUGGUGCAGGGCAUGGAGAUGCCAGCCAGAUAACUGGUCUGACUCCGAUUUCCCUGGAAGGGGAGGACCUUAGUGGUCUGGGUGGAGGCCCAAGCCACAAAGAGGAAGUUGCAGCUCUGUGAGUGAGAGGGACCUUGGGUGAGAUGGGUAGAGACCCUGCCAGAGGAGAGUGGAUCCUGGUAAGAGCUAAGCUCUGGAGUUGUGGAGGCACCACAUGUGGUCAUGUCAACCAUAAAGAAAACAGUCCUUUUCUCAACAGUUCGGAAGCUGGCAAGGGAAGUGAUUAUUAUGACAGAAACUUGGCCUUGUUUGAGGAGGAACUGGAUAUACGACCAAAGGUAUCUUCUCUGCUUGGUAAGUUGGUCAGCUACACAAAUCUCACUCAGGGAGCCAAAGAACAUGAGGAGGCGGAAAGUGCUGAAGGCUCAAAGAGGAAAGUAUCAAAAUCACCCAGCAUGGGCACCCUGAUGGGAGUGUACCUUCCAUGUAUGCAGAAUAUCUUUGGGGUUAUUCUCUUCCUUCGAUUGACAUGGAUGGUGGGAACAGCAGGAGUUCUACAGUCCUUCCUGAUAGUCUUAAUCUGCUGCUGUUGUACUAUGCUGACAGCCAUAUCAAUGAGUGCAAUAGCAACAAAUGGUGUUGUUCCAGCUGGGGGCUCCUAUUUCAUGAUCUCAAGGUCCUUAGGUCCAGAGUUUGGUGGAGCUGUGGGACUGUGCUUUUACUUGGGAACAACAUUUGCAGGAGCUAUGUACAUACUUGGUGCCAUUGAGAUUUUAUUGACAUACAUUGCACCACAAGCAGCAAUUUUUCAUUCCACUGGUGCUCAUGAUACAUCUAGUGCUACGUUGAACAACAUGCGAGUUUAUGGAACCAUAUUCCUCACCUUUAUGGCUGUGGUAGUUUUUGUAGGAGUGAAAUAUGUUAACAAAUUUGCUUCUCUCUUCUUGGCCUGUGUAAUAAUAUCCAUAUUGUCCAUUUAUGCUGGUGCUAUCAAGUCCAUCUUCGAUCCCCCUGCAUUUCCGAUUUGCAUGCUGGGUAACAGGACCCUGACAAGAGAUCAUUUUGAUGUUUGUGCCAAAACAACAAUUGUGGGCAAUAUGACUGUGGCCACCAAGCUCUGGGAACUCUUCUGCCAUACUUCUAACUUAACCACUGAUAACUGUGACAAAUAUUUUCUGCUCAACAACCUUACAGAGAUAGCAGGUAUUCCUGGAGCUGCAAGUGGCAUUUUAAAAGAUAAUCUGUGGAGCAAUUAUAUGGAGAAAGGAGAGAUACUGGAAAAAGCUGAUUAUCCAUCAGUUGAUGUACCGGGGCUGAAAAGCAACCUUCACCUUUAUGUGUUUGCGGAUAUAGCCACUUCCUUCACAGUACUAGUUGGCAUCUUCUUCCCUUCAGUGACUGGUAUCAUGGCUGGUUCAAACAGAUCAGGAGACCUCAAAGAUGCGCAAAAAUCUAUUCCUGUUGGAACAAUUCUGGCUAUUGUCACCACGUCACUCGUCUAUUUCAGCAGUGUGUUACUAUUUGGAGCAUGCAUAGAGGGCGUUGUUCUUAGAGAUAAGUAUGGUGAUGCAGUGAACAAGAACUUAGUGGUGGGGACACUUUCUUGGCCCUCACCUUGGGUCAUUGUGAUAGGUUCAUUCUUCUCUACCUGUGGAGCAGGCUUACAGAGCCUCACUGGAGCCCCCCGGCUACUGCAAGCUAUAGCCAAGGACAACAUUGUUCCUUUCCUAUGGGUUUUUGGCCAUGGGAAAGCAAAUGGUGAACCAACAUGGGCGCUUCUGCUAACAGCAUUAAUUGCUGAACUUGGAAUUCUUAUAGCUUCCCUUGACAUGGUGGCUCCAAUUCUCUCCAUGUUUUUCUUGAUGUGUUACCUCUUUGUCAAUCUGGCAUGUGCAGUACAAACACUUUUAAGAACUCCAAAUUGGCGGCCCCGAUUUAAAUACUAUCAUUGGGCUUUAUCAUUUUUAGGCAUGAGUAUUUGUCUUGCAUUGAUGUUCAUUUCAUCCUGGUAUUAUGCUCUGGUGGCUAUGCUCAUUGCUGGCAUGAUUUACAAGUACAUUGAAUAUCAAGGUGCAGAGAAGGAAUGGGGCGACGGUAUUCGGGGUCUGUCACUCAGUGCUGCCAGAUAUGCCUUGCUAAGACUGGAAGAAGGUCCUCCCCACACCAAGAACUGGAGGCCUCAAUUGCUGGUGCUUCUGAAAUUAGAUGAAGAUUUGCACGUGAAGUAUCCGAGGUUGUUAACAUUUGCUUCUCAGCUGAAAGCUGGCAAAGGUUUGACUAUUAUAGGGACAGUGAUCCAAGGAAAUUUUCUGGAGAGUUAUGGAGAGGCCCAAGCUGCUGAACAGACUAUUAAGAACAUGAUUGAAAUUGAGAAAGUGAAAGGAUUUUGUCAAGUAGUUGUAGCCACCAAGGUUCGAGAAGGAAUUGCCCACUUGAUACAGUCCUGUGGACUAGGUGGCAUGAAACACAACACUGUGGUUUUGGGAUGGCCGUAUGGCUGGAGACAAAGUGAAGAUGCGAGAGCCUGGAAAACAUUUAUAGAUACUGUGCGUUGUACAACUGCUGCCCAUCUGGCUCUGUUGGUGCCCAAAAAUGUGUCUUUCUAUCCUAGCAACCAUGAACGUUACAACGAAGGCAACAUUGAUGUGUGGUGGAUUGUGCAUGAUGGAGGCAUGUUGAUGUUGCUUCCUUUUCUACUGAAACAGCAUAAAGUCUGGAGAAAGUGCAAAAUGAGAAUUUUCACAGUAGCCCAGAUGGAUGACAACAGCAUUCAGAUGAAGAAGGACCUGGCUACUUUCCUUUAUCAACUACGAAUAGAGGCAGAGGUGGAAGUGGUAGAAAUGCAAAACAGUGAUAUUUCAGCUUAUACCUACGAGCGGACCCUAAUGAUGGAGCAGAGAUCUCAGAUGCUGAGGCAAAUGAGACUGACCAAAACCGAAAGGGAAAGAGAGGCCCAGCUGGUAAAGGACAGACACUCUAUAAUACGGCUGGAAAGCCUGUACUCGGAUGAAGAAGAUGAGGGGGAGACAGUACCUGAUAAAAUUCAGAUGACAUGGACAAAAGAGAAAUGUGACUCUGAAAAACGGAACCGGAACACUGCAGUGGAAAACUUCAGAGAACUGAUCAGUAUUAAACCGAACCAGUCAAAUGUCAGAAGAAUGCACACAGCAGUGAAGUUAAAUGAAGUAAUUGUAAAUAGAUCCCAUGAUGCCAGACUUGUUCUUCUCAACAUGCCUGGCCCUCCAAAGAACAUAGAUGGUGAUGAAAACUAUAUGGAAUUCCUGGAGGUUUUGACAGAGGGCUUGGAGAGAGUAUUACUUGUUAGAGGAGGUGGCCGUGAAGUCAUCACCAUUUACUCUUGAUUUAAUACAGUUUUCUUCACCAUCGCACAUUUACGUUCUUGAUGACAAAGGACAUUCCAGUUUUAAAUGGAGAAGAAAAUAGGUUCUCUCUCUUUCUCUCUCUCCUCCCCUCAAACAAACACAGACUUUCCAUCAUCCAUCCAGUCUCCUGAAUGACUUACUAGACUUUUCUCACCAACCUUUACAGUAUGCCAUAGAUCUUAGUACUGGUUCUAUUGGUUUUCUGUCAAGUGACAGUCCAGUUGCUACAUACAUAUCUUUUGUAUUGCAGUAGUAUACCAUCCAACUGGCAACACAAGUGAAUCAUGAAUCUACAUUUUUACUCGGCUUCUGCUUUGAUGCUCUGGCAUUUGUGAAUGUAGUUUUAACACUAACCCUAUUUUUAGAAAACAGUGCUAAUGAGCAGGGGUUUUAGAAACUGUGUAUAAAGUUAGGACUCAAAAGUCAGUUACUGUAACAAGAUUUUAAAAGCUUUUAUAUUCAUUUAUGGGGAUAGGAUGACAUUAUAUAGUUAGUUUCUGCUGAAGUUCACCUAUAAUACAUUUUCUAAACAAAACACUAAGUUGUAAGAAGUGUCUGCCAGCCUACUGUUUUGUGGGUUCAUGUCCAGAACUACAGUUCAAGUAUUGGAUAAGAAUUUAUACUUUAAUACAUUUAUAGAUUUAAAUAAAUUAUGUUGAUAUAGUUGAUUAUGUAUGUAGAUUGCUACAAACAGUGUGUAGCUUCUGAGACUUACAGUUCUGUGGAGGAGGCAGGUCCCUAUUUAUUUUUAUAUUUAUUUGUUAGAAACAUUGGAAACACAGAUGCAAACAGUCUAGGAGUUUCACAGAGAGGUUUCUUAAAUCAAAUUUCAAACCAUCAGCGGAUCGAAGAUAAGUCCUGUGCAGUUCUUCCCCAUUUAAAAUUCCUGCCGCCCAUCAUUGUAUGAUUCUGAGUAUAUUGAGAAUCUAGUACAUGGAAAUAGAGAUGCUGCAUUGCACACAGCAACGGGUUGCACUUGCACAAGUACAGAAGCUGCUUUUUUGUAGGCUUGUCUUUUACCAAGCCCAUUAAAUUAUACUUACUGUACAGAAGGAUCAUAUUUUUUCAAUAAAAUGUUACAUCCACUUAAUUAUUAAGCAAUGUGGAGUUCUGUAUGCUGUAAUGCAAUAGCUAGUGUGCACACACCAUUCUUUCUAUUGUAUGGAAUUGGAAUUGCUCAACUACAGCUGCAUAGACUGCUAACUGUUAAAGGAACGUAAGAAUUGACAUCCCAGCCAAAGUCUUGUCUGACAUUACCUGGUAUAUAAUACCCGAUAAUAGAUAAUUGUGUGCUAACAUAUUUAUGGGAGGAACAGGAGGGACUUUCUCUUCACCUUAACUGUUAGUGGUAGGCAUAUACUGAAGCAUUAAAGUUGAUACACUUGAUACAUUUUUUAAUUCUGUCUAGGAUAGCAGUUGAUAUAAUCAUAUAAAUGUUUUGAGUUCUAGUAGCCGUGAGUUCCACAGACUGAUGAUACAUUGUAUUAAAAACUUACUAGUUUCCAAA
Messenger RNA from Gopherus flavomarginatus (Mexican gopher tortoise), 6065 nucleotides. RefSeq names its product solute carrier family 12 member 4 (gene SLC12A4). The coding region runs from base 1319 to 4537 and encodes 1072 amino acids. The record is from RefSeq and is a predicted model, not a curated record. The transcript is spliced from 24 exons. Gene Ontology annotation, biological process: chloride transmembrane transport; chloride ion homeostasis; potassium ion import across plasma membrane. Gene Ontology annotation, molecular function: potassium:chloride symporter activity. NCBI's taxonomy places the organism in Eukaryota, Metazoa, Chordata, Testudines, Testudinidae. Gene Ontology annotation, cellular component: membrane.